Molecule: messenger RNA, 2085 nt
Organism: Cornus florida
Lineage: Eukaryota; Viridiplantae; Streptophyta; Magnoliopsida; Cornales; Cornaceae
Exons: 12
Coding region: 424-1668 (414 amino acids)
Cellular component (GO): cytoplasm
Source: RefSeq, a predicted model, not a curated record
GCUGAGUUUGACCCUUACCUCACUUUCUUUUUCUCAUCUCUGGCGGGGCAAUAGAAAGCGCAGCAGCAGCUCAGCAAGCUACAAGCGAAACAAAGGGCGGUAAAGCCAGGAAGAAAGCAACUGAGAGUUUCAGUAUCACUAUCAACAAGAUUGCCUUAUAGAAUAAUCUUAGAGAGCUCCUAAUUUUGCUGCAACACAGCCGACGCCCAAGGAUCGUAACCCUAGAUUGCCACCACCAAACUCCCCAUCGACACCGCUGAAACCUUCCUCUGCUGAAGUACCACCGACACCCCAGAUUGCAAGAAAACGGGUCAGACCCUCAGUCGGCACUGCAUUUGGCGGUGCACACUUACACAACCCGGCGACCAUCAACAACGGUAAUAUCGACGUCGGAAACUCAGCGAGAAAUUAAAGCCCAAAGUAAUGAGUGGGGAUUCUUUGGAGAAACUCAGAACUCUUCAUAUCUCCUCUCUUGAUGAGGAUGAAGGAGCUGGAGUUGAUGUUGAUGGAGAAUUUGAUAUGUAUAAAGACAAUGACGAAGAUGACGAUGAAGAAGAAGUACCUGUAGCACUAGGUUUCGUCGAAAAGCCUAAGAAUCGCUGGUCACUUCUUCGUCAGUUAUUUCCAAGCAAGGCUGGGGGUGUUCCUGCUUGGUUGGAUCCCAUUGAUUUGCCUUCAGGAAGAUCUUGCAUUUGUGACAUUUGCGGUGAGCCUUUGCAAUUCCUGCUUCAGGUUUAUGCACCACUCUUUGAGAAGGAAUCAACAUUUCAUCGCACAUUAUUUGUAUUCAUGUGUACGUCGAUGGCUUGUCUUCUCCAAGACCAACAUGAGCAAUGGAAACGCCAACCAGAGAAAGCAGCUCGCAGUGUGAAGGUUUUUCGUUGCCAAUUGGCCCGCUCCAAUCCUUUUUACUCAACUGAUCCUCCAAGAAAUGAUGGGACUGACAAGCCUUCUGGAAUUGGAGCUUCACUCUGUAGUUGGUGCGGUACCUGGAAGGGAGAUAAAGUUUGUGGUAGUUGCAGAAGAGCACGAUAUUGUUCAGAGAAACAUCAGGCUGCGCACUGGAAGAUAGGUCACAAAAUUGAUUGUAGACAGUUGAACAUUUCUCCUCAAUUAUCUGAUUUUAGCACCAGCAAUAGUCCAGCAGAUAUACAGAAAGUUGCAAGCAAUACUAUAUGGUCCCAAUAUGAGAUCGUAAAUGAGGAUGAAUGUGAAUUCGAUGUAGAGAUGUCUGAAGAUACUAAAAAUGCUAAUUCAUUGGUUUCUGUGAGCCAAAUGGAUGACACAAUCAAGUCACUACUAGACAAUUUUGAGGGGGACGCUGAUAGGAAGAGUUGGGCCUCUUUCCAAGAGCGCAUAGCCAGGGCACCUGAACAAGUACUGAGGUAUUGUAGAUACGAAAGAGCUAAACCCCUAUGGCCUAUGUCAAGUGGCCGGCCAUCGAAGGCUGAUAUUCCUAAUUGCAGAAGCUGUGGUGGCGUUCGAGGAUUUGAAUUCCAGAUUUUGCCACAGCUGCUUUAUUACUUUGGUGUGAAAAACGAUGUGGACUCUCUUGAUUGGGCAACUAUUGCUGUGUACGCAUGUGAAUCUUCCUGCGAUGCAAGUGUGGCUUACAAGGAGGAAUUUGCUUGGAUUCAACUUGCUUCCCAAUCUUCUACAAUACCUUGAUUUUUACUCAUUAUUCUGCUUUCCAGAAUGACAACAGAGCUCGAAUAUGUGGGAUGUGAUCUCGUAUUGAAGCAUAGAAAUCUAUUUCUACAAAUGCGCUUGAAAAUUUUGUUUUAUUUGUAUGCAAACACAGAUACUAUUUGUCAUAUUAUGUUCAUGGAGAAGCAAAAAUUAUCAGUCUUUUUCAUUUGAUUUUUGUAGUGGAAGUUGCAAUGAACAUGAGGUACGAUUAUAUAGGGCAAGGGGGACAUUACUCUGGUUGGGUCUCUCUUGAUGAAUAUUGUUGAGAUGAGCUGGCUUAGGUACGCAUAUAUUGCAUUUUAAACAUUUUGUUACAGAAUUUGCAAUUUUUUACACAUUGUAUUCAGAGUUGAACUGGCAUUUUUGUCCUUGGCAGUCCGGACUGAUUUUAUUUUU